AUGAAACGAAGGGAAUCUAACGAUAACCGACGGGUUGCCAAAAAUCCAGAACGGAGCUCCUCCAAUUGGAAAAGCAGGGAUGGUUCUAAUACGAAAGAAAGUGAUAAAAUAAAUAGAGGAAAUGUGCGCAAAAACGAAGAAAAGAGAAGUAAAAACGGCAAUUUCAAAGAGAAGCAAUCAUUUUCACGCGAGAAUAAUAAUGCAAGUGGAAGCCGAAGUCAUGGUGGCCGAAGAGAAGUAAUAAUGGGUUUCAAAAUGACUCAAGAACUUUUAGAAAAUGAUGAUAUUGAAGAUGUAAUAUUUAGACUAAGCAACAAUGAAAAAUCAUUUAAAAACCUGUUAGAUGAUUAUAAAAUGCAACCGGAUAUUAUUGUUUUGAUUGCAAAAUUAAUAGCGAAAAUAAGCGAAUCAGAUUUUAAUACCGGUAAAACACAUCUGCUAAACGUCGUAUUAUCCAGUAAUUUUUUGGAAAUAUUAAUCAAGUUUAUUUCGACUGUAGCUGUCCAGAACGAAAAAGAGAAAAUUCGUAAUAAAUAUUUGUGGAAGGAUACCGACGAUUUCUUCUUGAAUGUGAUAUCUAUAUCAAAAGUAUUUAACAAUUUGUUACCAUCUAAUUCUUGCGAAAUGAAUCAUAAAGUUUUAAGAACAUUGAAAUUAAAUUUAACAAUUAUCGAAGAGGCUCAUAAUAUCCACAUUUCCGAUGAUAUUAAGAACCAAAUAGAACAGUUGCUCGGCGUUGUUGAAAAAAUCAUGGAAGAAAUCGAACAAAAGAAAAAUACUAAACAGUAUGUAAAGAAGGUUGCCGUAACCGAUGAUCUUUUGGAACCGCCUGAUGAUUUUCGAUCUAUAGAUGUUUUUCCAAAUGCUGCAGAGAUUGCUAACAGGCAAACGGCAUUUCUGAGGACCAACGUUAUUGCUGGACCAUACAAAGAUGUUGAACAUUAUUUAGAUAUUCAGUUCAGGCUUUACAGGGAGGAUUUUGUCAUACCGUUAAGAUACGAUAUAUGCAAUUACAUAAACGACAAUCGCUGCAAAUUGGAAAACACGAAGAUCUACAAAGGCGUGAAGUUUAUAAUUAAACAAAUGCGAGGCGACAGUAAUGUUUAUGUUGUACAAUACGAUUUCAGUAAAACGAAAAAAUCAUUCCAGUACGAAAAUUCCAAACGAUUUAUGUACGGUUCUUUGCUAUCCUUUACACAAGACGGUUUCAAGACGAUGUUUUUCGGAACUGUCGCGGGAAGGGAUUUGAAGUUACUAGAAAAUGGUCAAAUCCUAGUGAAGAUAGUAACCCCUAAUUUCGACUUACCUGCUGAUCUUUUCCAAUUGGGGUAUAUAAUGGUGGAAAGCACGGUAUUCUUCGAGCCUUACUUGCAAAUUCUUAACUGUUUAAAGCAAUUAUCUUCUGACAAUUUUCCCAUGGAAAGAUACAUUAUAAAUGUGGAAACAUCUUCCGGACGCCCGAAAUAUUUACUGGACAACGCACAUAUGCCUUUUAAUGUAGAUGGUUCUACCUUUUCGCCUUUGCAAUGGAAUAGGCACUUUCCAGAUUUAAAUCAAGCCCAAAACGCUGCUUUCGAGGCUGCUAUUACAGACGAGUUCGUUUUAAUACAGGGACCUCCGGGUACCGGUAAAACUUUUUUGGGAUUGAAAAUAGCUAAAACAUUGCUCGAAAACAGUCACAUUUGGUACCGAAAAACACCUAUGUUGAUUAUUUGUUAUACUAACCAUGCAUUGGAUCAAUUCUUGGAAGGGUUGCUGGAUACUACAAAAGAGUUAAUAAGAGUCGGUAAACAAUCAAAAAAUGAGAAAUUGGAACCAUUUAAUAUACAUAACUUCAGAAGAAACCGCAGGAAACCUGACAUUAUACAACAUUUAAGAGCAGAAGAAAGGAAGAUGUUUUCAAUAUUAGAAAAUAUCAACACAAACCUUAUGCACAUUGAGAGUUAUUCAAGUAUUUUGAAUUUCAAUUUGUUCGAAGCUAUUACUGGUAAUUUCCGUGAUAGUUGGUUCGCUGAAGCGUCGAAUGAAAAUAUUUUAGAUUGGCUCUUACAAUAUCAAAUCAAUUACAAAAUAAACACAACGAACAACGCAUCUGAACAAUUAACUGAGGUACCUCCAAAUGACGAUGCACCACUACCUAUUGAAUUGGAUGAAAAUAAGGAUGAAAACGAAGAGUUAUUUCAGGCUAACAAUGAAAGUUAUCUAACGGAUGAUGAUGAUAAUAUUACAGUUAUUAGCAUUGAAUCACUGUUACAAAAGAAAUGUCUUCUUGAACGAGAAUUAAGAAAAGUUCUUUCCAACGACUAUUGUUAUGAAUACGACAAUGGACUUGAAGAAUAUCUUUUGAAUGUAGACCUAUAUAAUACAACAAAUUGUUUGGAGGAACUUUCAUUUAGAAUGCAAGAGAGAAGACAGUUGGGAGAGGCAACAAAUCCUCCCACAUAUGUAAACCUACAAAACCCCCACUUAAUGUCUAUGGAUCAAAGAUGGCAGUUAUAUUUCCAUUGGCUUUUUUUGUUAAAAAGGUCUUACUAUAGUAAAAGAGAACGUUUGGGUGCUAGGUAUAAAGACAUUUACAUUGAAUUAAAGGAGUAUGAAGCUAUGGAAGACGCGCAAAUAAUGAAAGAGGCCAAAGUAAUUGGAAUGACAACCACAUGCGCUGCUCGUCUUAAAUCCUCCUUACAAGUCAUCAAAAGUCCCAUAGUAAUCGUCGAAGAGGCUGCUGAAAUUCUGGAAUCGCACGUUGUGACUUCCCUAACGCAGCAUUGCGAGCAUUUGAUCCUCAUCGGCGAUCACCAGCAAUUGAAACCCAGUACUGCCACGUACAAAAUCGAAACCACGUACCGAUUGGACGUUAGUCUCUUCGAGCGGAUGAUCAUGAACGGCAUGAAGUGUCAUACUUUAGACGUGCAACACAGAAUGAGACCGGAGAUAGCGAAUUUGAUUCGAACUAAUAUUUACAAAACAAUUAAUGAUCAUUCCAGCGUUUUAAACAGGGAACAUAUUCGAGGGAUAAAUUGCGAUUUGUUCUUCAUUGAUCACACCGAGAAGGAGGUGUGCUGCGAUAAUGGAAGUAAGAAGAACGUCCACGAGGCAAAGUUUCUGAUUCAAUUAGCUUCGUAUUUGGUUUUGAACGGGUAUCGGCCCGAUCAGAUUAUUCUAUUAGCUGCGUAUUUGGGUCAGAUGUAUGAAAUGCAGAGAGAAAGAAGAAACUACAGGUCGACUUUAGAAAACGUGAGAAUAGCUGUAUUAGAUAAUUACCAAGGAGAAGAAUGUGACAUCGUGUUAUUGUCGUUAGUUCGAAGCAAUGCUGAAAAUAAAAUCGGUUUUUUAAAUAAGGAAAAUCGCGUUUGCGUUGCUCUAUCUCGAGCUAGGAAUGGUUUCUAUAUUAUGGGUAACAUGAAGCAAUUGUGUGCCAAAAGCAAGAUAUGGACCAAAAUCGAACAUACGUUAAUAAAUCAAGAAGCCAUCGGAAAGCAACUGAUGUUGCGUUGCCAAGUGCACAAUAAAAUGACGGCCGUCUCAAAGUUUGAAGAUUUUUUUCGUUUGAGCGAAGGAGGUUGUGAUUUGCCAUGUGGCAAAGAUUUAAAUUGCGGGCAUACAUGUACGAGAUUGUGUCACAGUUUAGACAGAGAGCAUGCGGAAUAUAAAUGCUUGGUAAAAUGUAACAAACCUUUGUGUGAAAACGAGCAACAUUUAUGCAAGAAAGUGUGUUACAAAAUUUGCGGACCUUGCACAUACCUCGUUGAGAGAACUCUGCAAUGCGGACACCACGUCAAUAUUGCAUGUUCCUUGGAUCCGGAAGCCUACAAUUGUACCGAGAAGGUGGAAGUGACUUUAAACUGUGGUCACAAAGUAGCAAAACCUUGUUUCGUGAAGGUAGAAAACUUUGCUUGUCCUGUCGUUUGCGACACCAGAGUGGAACCUUGCGGUCAUUCGUGUAUAAAAAAAUGCCAUGUUAAUAAUGAUCCUGACCAUUUGGAGUACAAAUGCAAAAAAAUAUGCGGCAGGCAAAGAAAGGGUUGUACAGACAGUGAGCAUGAACCUUGUAACAAACUUUGUUACGAAGACUGUGCCAAAUGCGCUGUCUCGGUACUGAAAAAACGAACAGCAUGUGAUCACAUGUUCCGCAUAGCUUGUAGUGCCAAUCCAGAUGAUAUAGAUUGCGAAAAACCGUGUAAGAGAAUUUUGCCAUGUAAUCACCAGUGCCCUAGGAAGUGCAACGAACCCUGCGGAAAUUGUCAAAAGAAAGUGGAAAAAAUAAUACCGGAAUGUAAUCAUACAAUUUUAACGAAAUGCAGCGAGGUGCCGACCAGAAAUAAAUGCACAAAGAAUUGUCAACGUUUAUUAAAGUGCGGACAUAAAUGCAACAAAAAAUGUAAUGAAACCUGCAAUAAGCAGUGCGAGGAAAUAGUAGAUUGUUCUAUAAAUAGCCCUUGCGGACACACGAUUAACAAGAUUUACUGUUAUAUAUCUGGCAAAUCGGGAAACAUCGAUGAACUGUUAAUGCGCCACUGCUUAGAGAAAUGCGGUGCUCAAUUGGAAUGCGGUCAUCGUUGCACCGGGACGUGCGGCGCCUGUUACCAAGGUCGUUAUCACGUACGAUGUCAGGAAAAAUGUGGAGUUAUUCUCGUUUGCAACCACGAAUGCGGGAUACCUUGUAGGGAGGCAUGUAGGCCUUGCAACAAACCUUGCGAAUACAUAUGCAAACACAGCAAGUGCAAGAAAACCUGCGGGAAUCCUUGCACAAUGUGCAAAGAAAAUUGCCCAAGACAAUGCGCCCAUCAGAAGUGCAAAAGAAAAUGCGGUCAAUUAUGCGACGUUCCUCCCUGUACGAAACCUUGCGCCAAAAAAAUCAAAUGUGGACACCCGUGUGUCGGGUUUUGCGGAGAUCCUUGUCCACAAUUGUGUCGCAUAUGCGAUAAAGAGCAACUUACUGAAACGUUUUUUGGCACUGAAGCAGACGAAGAUGCUAGAUUCGUUUUAUUGGAAGAUUGCGGCCACAUAUUAGAAUCAGAAGGAAUGGAAUAUUGGUUGAAACAAGGAGACUCUGGAUACGAAGAUACAAUAAUAAAACCCAUAGAAUGUCCCAAAUGCAAAACAACUAUUAGAAAAUCAAGUCGAUACAGCGAUUAUGUUAAAGAAAACAUGCAAGAUUUAUUAAAAGUUAAGAGCAGUUUUUAUGGAACAGAAGAAGAAAUCGGUCGUUUAAGUAUGAAGUUGGAGGUAGAAUUAACAACGAAUCUCACCAAACUUUCGUACAGUAUUGGCUCUAAAGUUCCGAUCUUGGAAAGUUUCUUUAAAACAGCUAAAAAUAGAUUAGCACCAAUUUGUAGAAUCCAAAAUUUUGGGAGCAAAGUAACCGAUAGCCGCAGGAACACAAUCAAUAAAAUGAAUUUGAAUGAUAUUCGAAUUAAAAUGGAUUUGAUAAAAUUGAUGUUGGAUUCUGUUAGCAAAUUUAAUGAGAUGAAUAACAAAGAGUCAUCGAUUGACCAAAUGGAUUUCAUUGGAAACUUGAUUGUUGGUAACGGUGUCGAUUCAAUUACACAACAAGAAAUAACUGACAUCAAAUUGGAAAUAAAUCGUUUGAAUAGACUUGUCCAAUUGAACAGUAUUCCUAAUUAUUCAACUGUUGUAAACAAGAAAGAAGAAGUGAAAAAUCUUAUAUUAAAGAAAUGCAGAUAUGAUGACAAUCUUGACAAGUCGAUUAAGGAAAAGUUAGAGGAACUUAAAAAAAGUACAUCUUCGCCAAUCAAUAUUACAGAUGUAGAAAAAAAGGAAAUCGUUCAAGCUUUAGGCUUGACACCAGGUCAUUGGUUUAAGUGUCCCAAUGGACAUCCUUAUAUUAUUACAGAAUGUGGAGGAGCUAUGCAAACGUCUAGGUGUAACGAAUGUCAAGCACCAAUAGGUGGAAGUAACCACACUUUAUUAGCCACUAACGCUUUAGCCUCUGAAAUGGAUGGAUCUAGACAUGCCGCCUGGUCAGACACUGCCAAUAUGGCCAAUUAUAGGUUAUAA
Molecule: messenger RNA, 6018 nt
Organism: Phyllotreta striolata
Lineage: Eukaryota; Metazoa; Arthropoda; Insecta; Coleoptera; Chrysomelidae
Source: the annotation of a GenBank genome assembly